Messenger RNA from Fusarium subglutinans, 1455 nucleotides. RefSeq lists its product as uncharacterized. The record is from RefSeq and is a predicted model, not a curated record. The transcript is spliced from 2 exons. Lineage: Eukaryota; Fungi; Ascomycota; Sordariomycetes; Hypocreales; Nectriaceae. Gene Ontology annotation, molecular function: N-acetyltransferase activity. The coding region runs from base 1 to 1455 and encodes 484 amino acids.
AUGACCAACAACCUGGAGACCCGUACCGCACGCCGUCUCGGUAUCUUAGAGACUGGCUCUGCUGCCUAUCACUUGUUCGGCUUGUAUCGCUGUGUCAUCAUAUCAGCACGUUAUAAUGUCCCACCAAAUACAUCUCCAAAUGAAGCCAUUCUCGCUGCUGUAGCAAAUCUCAUCAAUGAGAACCCUAUGCUCCGAGUGGGCAUCCAAGGCGAGGGAGAGAUGGAAGCCUACUUUACACACGUGCCCGAGAUGCGACUGAGUGAUUUCGUGGAAUUUCGUACCUGGGGCCCUGGGGAAGAUCCUGACAAGUGCCUGAACGACUUGCAUUGUGAAUUGCAUGACCAGUUCUGGCAGAACAUUGAGACGAGGCCCCCGUGGCGGGUUGUCGUUGGCAGACCCUCCGGCGUCAGAGAAGACCACGGAGACCCUCUCUUUGAGGACAUUUCAUUUGCCUUCCACCACUCUCUUAUGGAUGGCAUGGGUGGAAGGCUGUUUCAUGAGAAACUACUUGCCCAACUGAACUCUCUGCCGCCGAACCCAUUAGCCCCAGAGGUUCUCUCCUUUCCCGAACCACCGGUACUCCCUGAACCACAAGAAAAUGUCAUCGACUAUACGUCGACACUAUCUGGCCGAGCUACUCUUCUAUGGAAACGAUACCGUCCCUGGUUCCUCACUCCUGAUCCGCCAAAUAUAUGGGCUGGUGAGCCUGUUGACUUCGAUCGCCACAAGGCUUGCUUGGCAACCGUGGAUAUCCCACCAGAAGUUGUAUCGACUGCCCUCAAAGAGACACGCGCUCACGGGACUUCUAUGACAGGUCUUUUGCAUGCCCUGGUCCUUGCAUCACUAUCGCGACGUAUUCCUACCGCCCCAGCUUUCAUUUCAUCGACACCCAUAAGCAUGCGUCCCUACAUAUCACCCAAUGCUGACCCUGCUAUCAAGGACGCGCUGUUCGGUGCUGUAACCGGCAUGUCACACGAACACUCUUCAUCGGCUGUGGCUGCCUUGCAAGCUACAAAGGGUGACGAGAUCAAUGACCUUAUCUGGAGCCACGCAAGGAAAGUCAAAGACGAGCUCAAGAAAAAGACAUCAUCGAUUCCAGUGGAUGAUGACAUGUUGGUACUCGCGACCAUUACUGAUUGGAAAGCACUUCUACGGAAGAAGGAUGGACAGCCACGACCUCGGUCAUGGGAAGUUAGCAACGUCGGCACUCUUCCAGCUCCUGCUGAGGGGGAUGAUAAGAGGAGCAUUCAUCGCAUGCUGUUUACAAAUGGCGUCAUGGUUGCAAGUGAUCCCAUGAGUGUUAGUGUUGCAAGUGUCAAGGACGGUCCCUUGACGAUGGGAAUUACAUGGAAUGAUAGUUUUGUGGAAGACAAGAUCAUUGAGGGGCUGAAAGAAGAUCUUGCGACAUAUCUAAGGCGGCUGCAUGAGACGGGGAUAAUCACUGAUGAGUCGUAG